Molecule: messenger RNA, 1361 nt
Organism: Prorocentrum cordatum
Lineage: Eukaryota; Dinophyceae; Prorocentrales; Prorocentraceae
Source: the annotation of a GenBank genome assembly
GGUCACUCUCACACGGGGCCGCUCUUGCGUGUAGCCGCCGCCGCCCGCGGCCGCGGCGGCGCCAGCGCUCGCCGCCAUGGCUGCGGCACCCGCGCCCCUCCUGAGCGGGCCGGUGGCCUGCCGGGCCGCCGGCGUCGGCGGCGGGCGCGGCGUCUUCUGCACGCGCCGCGUGGCCGCAGGAGGCGUGGUGAUGGCGGAGGAGCCGCUCCUGCAGGUGCCCGCGGGCGCGGUGCUGCCCGGGGAGGCGCCGCACGCGGCGGUGGCCCGGGCGGUGCUGCAGUCGGCGCGGCGGGAUGAGCUGCUUGGCAGGCUCGGGCUGCUGCACCCGCGGGCGCUCGCGGAGCUGCCCCCGGAGGCGCUGGCGGCCGCGCGGGAGAUGCAGGGCGAGGCCGCGAGGCGGCUGGCCGCCGCGGCCUGCCCGCCGCUCGCCGAGCAGGAUGCGCUCCUAUUGCUCAUCAAGAUGCAGAUGAACGCGUUCGAGAGCGGGGUGUACGUGGAACUGGCCAUGGUGAACCACGCCUGCUUUCCGAAUUGCAUCAAGUUCGGCCCUGGAGAGCGGUGCCACUCUGGGCAGAAAGGGGCCACCUGGUCGCGCGCGUCGGAGAUCGUCGCGGCAAGGGACAUCGAGGAGGGCGAGGAGAUCACGAUCUCCUUCCUCGGCCCGCAGGAGCGCUCCGCCGCCGCGCGGGCCAGGCUGUUCCGCCAGCAGCACCUCGUGGAGAUCGUGCAGCCCCCGGGCGCGCCCAGCUCCAUAGCCCUGGAGGCGAGGCCGGCGACGGUGCCAGCAUGCUGGAGGACCUGGAGGCGCAGCUCGACGGUCUGGGCGGCCCCUCCUCCCGACCAACCGCCGCCUCUGCGGAGCUCGCUGGCCUGCUGGCCCUCGAGCGCCGCGCGGCCGCGUGGCUGCACCCGCGGCACCUGGUGCUUUGCAGGCUGCGACGCGCCCUGGCGCGUGCGGCGCGCUCUGCGCUGGCGGCCGCCCCCGACGUGGAGGUGGCGCUCGCGCUGGUGCGCGCCUGCUGGGAGGUCCGCGAGACGCAGCUGCUGUUCCUGCCGCGCACGCACCUGGACGUCGCGGAGACCGCGGACGACCUCGCUGCGGGGCUGGCGGCGGCGCUGGCGGCGGACCGCGCCAGGCUGUUCGCGGAGUUCCCCGAGGCGUACGGGGACUUCACCGCCGCCUCCGCGGCUGAGGCGGCCUGCCGUCGGGAGGCCCUGGACAUCCCCCGCGGGGCUACGGGACCCGGUCGUCCGCGGCCCGACACCGUCCGCGCCCCCCGUGGCGGCGGCGGCGGCCGCGCCGCCCGCGGCGGCGACAGCGCCGCCGGCGGGGGCGGAGGACUGGUCCAUCUUCGACUGAG